GCUUGCUUCCGUCUGGGAGCCCACGUGUUGCAGGAGCAGAACGUGGUCCAGGAAGUCAGGUGAAUAAUGGCGUCUUUAUUGAAGAAGGAUUCCUAUAUCCAAAGUCUGGGAAAGAAAGUAUGCGUGCAACAAAAUACAGAGUUCCGGAAACGGAAACAAGUUAACAGGGAUGGCACAGAUGAACAACCCCAGCCCAAGAAGAAGAAGAAAACAAGAUCACGAAAAUCUGGUGGGAAGGCGAUACAGGACAGGGAAGCACAGGGCACUGUUCCAAUUUCAUCUCUACACGGUUCCAAAACACAGGAUUCAGCUUUAUGGACCACAAAGAGCUCAUUCUCCACCGUGGAUGUUUUACGGAAACGUCUGCAGGAAAAGAUACAGGAAUCCCGUGGUCAGGUUUCUACCAAAGGUCUUUCCCCAGAGGAGGCUGAAAAAAGACGACAGCGGAGAAAGCAGGAGAGGGAGCGGAAAAAAAGAAAAAGGAAGGAGCUGAAAAAGAAAGCAGCAGAAACUACAGAAGAAGUUGGGAGUGCUGAUGUUAAGCAACCUGAAGUAGUUAAAAUAAAUGACUCCGUGCCGCUGGUCUUUAACAAGGUGGAGGUUCAUGACGAACCGCUUGAUAAACCACUGAAAAAGAAAGAGAAAAAAGAACGUUUGAAAGGCAACAUAACCCCGAUGACGGGAAAGAAUUAUAAACAACUGCUUAGCCGCCUGGAGUUGAGAAAUAACAAACUGGAGGAACUGAGGGCAAAGGAUGAAAGCAAAGCCUUGGAACUAGAGUCCAAGAUCAAAUGGACCAAUGUUCUGUACAAGGCUGAGGGGGUGAAGAUCAAGGAUGAUGAGGGAAUGCUGAAGAAGGCCCUGAAGCGCAAGGAGAAACAACGGGACCAGAGGAAGAGGCUCUGGAAUGAGCGAACCGAGCACACUGCUGAGCGUAUGCAGAAGAGGCAGGACAAGAGACGUCGCAAUAUUAAAAAGAAAAAGUUAGGCAAACUGAAUUCAAAGAAAGAUAGAGCCAGGAAGAAAGGGCGUGUCAUGCCAGAAGACCUUGCCAAAUCUAAUCUUAAGUGAGAACGGUCAAAGAGAUUUAACAUGUUUCUCUUACAAAAAUUGAGAACUUUGUGGACAAUGUUUAACCUAAAAUACAAUAAAGACAGAGCAAUUUUAGGCUCCAUAAUUCCGUUUGACCAACUAGGAGCUUACUCAAAACAUCAAUGUACCAUUGAAGUAAUGUUCGUUAGAGAGGAAUUUACCCUGGAGAGAAAAGGGAUUAUUGUUUUUUUUCACCGUCCUGUCUUUCAAGCACAUCUUUAUUUUGCAUCUAGAGUAUGCAAACAUCUGAAACAAGCCCAACCGCAUAACUAUUUACAAUCCUUCCAUGGCUACUGUGCCUUGAACUUGCCAAUGUUCUAUCCCUCUGACUUUAGGGAUAAGCUAGGCAAGAGCGAUACAUAGUGCUUCUUUCUCAUUUCUCAUCAGUAAUGGGAGAGUGUUAAAAAGUUUAUCACACCGUGAAAUACAGUUUUGUAAUACAUAGAGUGACAUCACGUUAGGAAUUAAGGGGGUUUGACCUAACACAGAAAUAGAAGUUUGGCUUGAGAGCUUUUGAGGUUUCGUCACUUUGUGAUUAUACUAGGCUUGUAACUGGACUUGGGAGAGGCUACGACAACACAAAUUUGAAAUGCAGAAAAAG
Messenger RNA from Pelobates fuscus (common spadefoot toad), 1693 nucleotides. RefSeq names its product surfeit 6 (gene SURF6). The record is from RefSeq and is a predicted model, not a curated record. The transcript has 5 exons. NCBI's taxonomy places the organism in Eukaryota, Metazoa, Chordata, Amphibia, Anura, Pelobatidae. Gene Ontology annotation, molecular function: DNA binding; RNA binding. Gene Ontology annotation, biological process: ribosomal large subunit biogenesis; ribosomal small subunit biogenesis. The coding region runs from base 67 to 1071 and encodes 334 amino acids. Gene Ontology annotation, cellular component: nucleolus.